AUGACAAGUGCUGCAGCCAUGAUAAGCGGCAACGGUGGUGGUGGUGGUGGGGGAGGCACAGGCGAGGGUGAUACCGCCAUUCGCCCUAGUCUGAAAGAUUCCCGGACGAGCCUCGUGCCAACGCCGGACGCCGGCAGCGUAGGGCGCAGCAGUACGCGAUCACCCUCGGCUUUGUCCUACUCGUCGACGUCGCCCGCCCUGCCGAUGGCCGGCAUGAUGAUGCACGAGCCGGAACGCAUCCGAAUGCGCGGUACGGUUGCGGGCAGCAACCGGCGGCGCGUCAAGGACUUCAACGACAGCAUAACUUGCACCCUCUGCAAUGGCUACCUGGUCGAGGCCACCAGCGUCAACGACUGUUUGCAUUCAUUUUGCCGAUCGUGCAUCGUAAAGUACCUCGAGUGCAACAAGUACUGUCCCCGCUGCAAGUCGUACAACAGCAAACCGAUUACGGUCACCAAUUUAAGGCCGGAUCGAACACUAAGCGCACUGGUGUACAAGCUGGUGCCGGGAUUGCACAAAGCCGAAAACCAAAGAAUAGUUCAGUUCUAUGCAUCGAUUUCGAGCAGCAUCGUCCCGUCGGAGGAGGAUACCGAUCCAGCCACCGGGCAGGGCACGUUUCAGCUGCUCGACGAUCAAAACUUCUUCUCCCCGGAUGAACCAAUCAGCCUUUCGCUGGAGUAUCAUUAUGAAACGUUGGCCGAGCUUAGCCGGUCCAGUGCACCGCUUCCCAUCACCUAUCUGCAGUGUCCGGCGGCCGUCACCGUGCACCAUCUGUACAAAUUUAUCCUCACGAAGAACGGGCUGCAGGUCGGCGCGGACAACAUUCGGGUGGACAUCAUCUACGAGGAGGAGAUUCUGCCGCACGAUUUCACGCUGAUGGAUGUGGCGUACUGUUACGACUACAAGCGGAUAGCACCGAUGCGGUUUUUCUAUCGCAUACUCAUCCACUCGACCGCAAAGUUGGCAGCGACCGCGAGCGCAUACCAUCGCGUCGAGGGACAGGACAAAAAUAGCACCAAUAGCAGUAACAGUGGUACCAGCCCCAACACUAGCAAACCUGGCAGCAAGAGUUCCGCAACUAGCAGCAGCAGCAGCAGUAGCACACCAACGGUGAAAACCACCCCAGUCACCGAUGGUCAGCGGCCAAACAGCACGAAAACGAAAGCGGGCCAGGGACAGGGCACGGGUGGCGGCAAACCGACCCAGCCGUGCCGUGCCCCACGGGAAGAUGCCGCUAAUAAUAGUGCGCCGAUGGCCGCCGUUAACGGUCAUCAUCAUCGUACGAAAUCAUCCACUGCGAAGAUGACGCCGGCAACGACCUCGAGCGAAGUGAAUCGAAGUGCCACCAAAACAUCCGCACCGGUCGCAGUCACCAGCUCUGCCUCGAGCGGGUUGAAAGUGGUGCUGGUACCACCCAAAGCCAAACCCGAACCGAGCGCCGCUGAUGCGAAACGAAGUCCACCACCGCUGAAAGCAAUACAGGCAGCCGCUGCCGCAGUGAAUGGUGGGGCCACAGCGAAGCAAUCUGACCUCAAGUCAAAGGAACCGCAAAUUAGCAAAGGCAAGGAAGAGACUGCGUCGAACCUGGAGGGUGAAAAAUCCUCUCCAAACUCGACACUGAAAUGCUACGUGAACCUUAAAACGCAAACCGUCGUUGGACCACCGGCGACGGAAAAUGCCCACCAGAAGCCGGCUGCCGAGAGCGAAUCUCGGAAACAAUCUCAGGCAGAGAUUCCCCGAUUAAAGAUCGAUCUGAAAGCAAAGUUAAGCAUUCCGCGAGAAAAGAAUCCCAACUUAAGUCCACCGAGCAGCAGCAGCUCAUCGGCGGCCACAUCUCCAUCAUCCGCAACUUCGGCCACAAGUUCCACCGGCAAGAGUCCCGUCUGGCCGAUGGGCAAGGAAGAGUACGCGAAAACGAUCGGUUUGAAGCCGGUGUACGCUUCGACCGUUCCGGAGGUGCCGGAAGCGAACGAGUCCGGUUCCCAUUCUUCUUCUCACCGGAAGCGCAAGAAAGGAAAACACUCGAAGGAAGCCGGCAGUAGCGGAAAGCGGAGGAAACUGCAUGCGGAAAUUUCCUCGCAGCAUGAUGAGAGUUUGAAGAUGAAGGUGAAGCUUACCGAGAAACCACCCAAACACGAGCGGCUCAAGUCGUCCGGUAAUGAGGAGGAAGUUGUGCAGCCGAAAUCACCUCCAGCUCCAGCAGUGGUCCCGGAACCGGUUCCAAGUCCUCCGAAGCCAUCGAAAGUUAUCGAUAUCACGAAGGAUGAUGAUGAGGUGAAGUUUGUUAACGAGCAGAAGUUGACGCAGGUGAAGAGUUCCCCGCCAGUUACACCCAAAGAGCUACCGUUAAGCGUCCCAGUUCCGGCUUCGUCCGCUUCCUCCAAGGAAAAGUUGAACGAGAUGCGCAGCGUGCGUCACAAGCCGAUGGUUUACAUCCCUAACUUGGACAGAAGUCUCUCCGCAGAUUCGGCCAGUUCGGGAUCGUCCAUCAACUCACUCCUUGAGAGCGUGGGAGCGAAGACUUCGCUGCUGAAACCAACUCCUGCUCUAAUACCUACCUCAACGGCUGCGUCAGGAAUGGCCGGAAAGUCACAACCACGUGCGGCUAUUCUUUCGCGUCCAAUGCCAUCCUGUCCACCGCUAGCCUACCCAAUCGCUAGUUCCCCCGUGACGAGCUCCACCACUGGAUCCAUCCGAACAAUGGCCGCUCCUCCAGCAAUCAAACGAUCCAUCAGCACGGACAGUAACGGUAACGGUAGUGCGGCGAAGGUCCCUCGACUUGAGCCACCUGCUCUUAUGCCUCCGGUAUCGCUACUGCCCGCCAAACAUCCAGCCCCAAUUCAAGCGCCAAUGUUUAACUUUGCCAAAGGAGCCAACCGUGCCAAAGCAGCGCAGCAAGCCGCAGGAAUGGCUCCAACCCAACCGGAUCACAUUCCGUACCGUUCUCCAAUCAGUGCGUCCUACACGAAGGAGAUUCCGUCGACGAAGAAACCUCUUCCGGGUUUGCUUCUCCCUCCCGCGACUGUUAGCGUUACGAAAAUGACCGAAAUAGCCACCUCGGCCACCUUGUCACCAUCGCCAGUGCAUGAGAAUAGUCGCCCGGCUGUUGAGUUUCUUCGCAUAUCAGCAAACGCACCCGUAGCUGAUAAGCCCACCCUGGCACCGUUUACCACGCCCAAGAUGAACACGAAAACUACGCGACCUCCACCGGCUACCAUUCCGCUGAUCAAGAUCAAAAACCCGGCGGGAACUAAUGGUAACGAGACGAUGCAAAGCCCUGGAACUCCUCCAAGUAUGACUCCACUUUCACCCCAUAUGCGCCCCAAGGGACCGGUUCGAUCAUCUUCCGAUCCCACGACGGGUAGUAAUGCCAAAAUUCUGGAUCUCUCUGGCAGUGGUGGUUCAGGUGGACGUCGACUAUCCGACGAUGUCAUCAUUCUGGAUCACAGUCCUGCAAAAAGCUCAAGAAUCGUCGACAGUAAUCGCGCCAAACCUGCACCUGCAGGCAACUUCUCCUCUGUCAAACGAACGCCCGAUAUGAUGAGCUUCUCACCGCCAACAAGCACAACCACGCUUCUAUCUCAGGGUGUAUCGCCUGUUCAAAAAACGCUCGCUCCACUCCCGAAGCUGACGGAGAUCAAUCGCCAUCGGAGUUUAACAGUGCGACAACCAAACGCUUCCAUCCGUAGCAUUCCCAACCCUUCGGCGCUGGCUUUCCGAGGCUCGCAGACCAGUGUCGCAACAACCGUUUCGAGCUCUUCUCACACCUCCUCAACGGCCGGUAUGCUAAAGGUAGGGUUCUCCAGUUCCCCAUCACAACACGCUGUCGGUAGCAAUCGUACCAACGGUAACACCUCCGGCGCAUCGAUGACAUCUUCAUCGACAUCCGUCAAACCUAGCGUGUCGCUUAGCAACGGAUCAGCAGCAGCAAGAUCAAUGAUGGGAAUCUCCUCGGGCGGUAGUGGUGCUGCUGUCAAAAGCUCCAACGGUAGUGGUGAACAAAAGCCACCGGCACCACACAAUGGUGCGAACGGGAACACCUUUCACAGCAGCAACAACAACAACAACAGUAAAGUUGCCAACGCCAACGCUGGGUUCGGUCCUGCGAAGAAAACGAUCGAAAAGGUAGCAGCCGUGUUGAAAGCCGCCGCAGCCACUGCCGACACAACAUCGUCCCAGCGUAGCACGUCGACAACCGCGACAACGUCAACCACCGCUAGCCACGGUGCCAGUGCGCUGUGUACGCGCUUUGAUGUGGAACGCAGAGCGAUACCGCAAAAGGAAGACAAACCAACCGCCCAACCGGAUAGCACGAUCGUUACGAGCGUUACCACAGCAUCCAUUACAAGCGUUACCGGUACGAAUGGCAGUUCACGCACCAGUCCGGCAAGUAUGGUGCACGUUGAGUAAGCUCGCUUUGCUAUCUGAUAAGAAACA
Messenger RNA from Anopheles maculipalpis, 4437 nucleotides. It is a transcript of the gene Su(z)2, whose product is annotated as protein suppressor 2 of zeste. Gene Ontology annotation, molecular function: promoter-specific chromatin binding. Bases 1 to 4410 code for a protein of 1469 amino acids. Gene Ontology annotation, cellular component: PRC1 complex. Gene Ontology annotation, biological process: negative regulation of transcription by RNA polymerase II. The transcript is spliced from 5 exons. The record is from RefSeq and is a predicted model, not a curated record. Lineage: Eukaryota; Metazoa; Arthropoda; Insecta; Diptera; Culicidae.